GUCGUCUUGUUAUAUUGCGUUUAAUUUCGCUUUGCGUUAAUAUAUAGUUGGUAAUUUUAUAUUUAAUUAGGAUUGAGUGAAAUUUAUACCUUGCGAAACUACGAAUGGAACUGAAGUAUUAAAGUCUACUGAAGUAUUAAAGGAGUAAAAGUCACAAUUUGUUUCUAAAUUCUUUAUAAAACUCAAAAACUAGCAGAAACCCGAGCUAUCUGAAAGCACAAUGAAUUCUUGAGAAGUAAAUGAAUUGGGGAAACUUAUUCUUAUAAAUUUAUGUAGUCGUUAUGUAUGUGUUACUAUUUUAUGUUUAAGGUUUAGCUAUGCAAAGGAGUAAAAGAAAGUAUAAAUCAUCUCACAAGGAUGCACAUUCUUCUACUUAUGUGAGUUCAGAUGAAGAUGAUAGAAAAAAGAAAUAUAUUUCUAAUGAAAGGAGAAGAGAUUUUUGUACUCAAGAAGAAGAAAAGUCUAAUAAGGAUCAAGUAUAUAUGGAAGCACUUCGUCCAAACUUUCCUUGGACAGAUUAUCGCAGGACCCUGAAUAAAAUAUUUUUUAAUGAUAGAGGGAAGAUAAAAAGGAAUUCUCCUGAAUAUGAUGAGUUCUGGUUGUUUCUUAGCAAAUAUCAGAAGGUGCAGCAAAAGGCAGCUAUGAAAGAAAAGCAAUCUAGAGAAGGUUUACCUGGAAGUAUUUGUGAUAAACUAAAGCCAAAGUAUGAAUUUUCAAUUGAUUCAAAAGAGUUAGAUGAUAUGAUGAUGCGUGGACACUUGUUUCAUGAUGACAGUGAAUCUAGUUUGACUCGUGAUCACAUUGUUGAAUUUGCAUACAUUAUCAAGUUAUAUUUUGAUUGUCUCAAAAAGCAACAUGAAGAUAAAAUAAAGAAACUCCGUGAAGCACAGGCAAAUUUACCCAUAAGCAAAUAUAGAAAUGAUAUAUUAAAAGCUGUUGAAAACAACCAAGUAGUUCUUGUUGCUGGUGAUACUGGAUGUGGAAAGUCAACACAAGUACCACAGUAUCUUAUGGCAGCAGGUUAUGAUAGUAUAGCUUGCACUCAACCACGGAGAAUUGCUUGCAUAUCUUUAUGCAAAAGAGUUGCUUAUGAAACUUUGAAUGAAUAUGGCUCUGAGGUUGGGUAUCAAAUAAGAUUUGAAAAAAGUAAAACAGCUCAUACAAAAAUUUUAUUUUUGACUGAGGGUUUAUUAUUAAGACAAGUAUCAACAGAUCCAAUGCUGUCUAUGUAUAAAGUUGUUAUUUUAGAUGAAGUACAUGAAAGACAUCUGUCUUGUGAUUUCUUAUUAGGCAUAAUGAAGUGCUUAACUGUGCAAAGACCAGACCUUAAAAUACUUUUAAUGUCAGCAACAAUCAAUAUUGAGCUGUUUUCUGAAUACUUUUCCAACUGCCCUGUUAUUCAGGUUCCCGGACGCUUGUUUCCCAUUCAAGUAAAAUACUGUCCUCUGUCGGUUGAAGAACAGAAAACCUUAACUGGAAAAUUAAAUCCUGCUCCUUACAUUCGUAUCAUGAAUCUAAUUGAUGAUAAAUAUCCACCCGAGGAAAGAGGAGAUCUUUUAAUAUUUUUAAGUGGCAUGACAGAAAUAUCAAUUGUUGAAGAAGCAGCUAAGUUAUAUGCUGAAAAAACUAAUAAAUGGAUUAUCCUUCCAUUGCAUAGCACUUUGUCUUUGGAGGAACAAGAUAAGGUGUUUGAUAUAGCUCCAGAAGGUGUUCGUAAAUGUAUUAUUUCAACCAAUAUUGCAGAAACGUCUGUAACAAUUGAUGGUGUAAGAUUUGUUGUUGACUCAGGGAAAGUAAAAGAAAUGAGCUACCAUCCUGUCUGUCACAUGCAGCGCUUACAAGAAUUUUGGAUUAGCAAAGCAAGUGCUGAACAGCGUAAAGGUCGUGCUGGCAGAACUGGACCUGGAGUUUGUUUUCGCAUGUUUUCACAGAAGGAAUAUGAUUCUUUGAUGGCUUAUACAAAACCUGAAAUUCAGCGAGUACCUUUGGAUUCAUUACUGCUGCAGUUGUUAUCCAUGGGAUUACCUGAUGCAAGAAAAUUUCCUUACUUAGAACCACCUGACCUUUCAAGUAUUGAAGAAGCUCUCCAAAAUUUAAAGAAUCAGGGUGCACUUACUGAAGAUGAAGCCUUAACACCUAUGGGACAGAUGCUUUCUAAACUGCCUGUUGAUGUGACCAUUGGGAAAAUGUUGAUACAUGGUUGUGUAUUUUCAGUUAUUGAACCCAUGCUAUCAUUAGCUGCUGCUCUGAGUGUUCAGUCCCCUUUUACGAAUCGUUCAUUAAGGGACUCUGAUAUGAAAGCAGCAAGGCAAAAUUUAGAAUCUGAUCAUGGUGACCCCUUCACUUUGUUAAAUGUUUAUGGUAAAUGGCUUGAAGUAAAAUCAGAAAGACACAGCAAUUCUCGUAAAUGGUGCAGAAGGAAAGGUUUAGAAGAACAGAGGUUUUAUGAAAUGAAUAAACUCAGACGCCAGUUUCGAGAUCUCUUAAAGGAUACUGAGCUGUUACCAGAUUUUGAUGUAGAGACUAGCAGUCAUGAUAGAUCGAAAAGACAUGGAGAACUUAAUCAUUUGCGAGAUAUGAAAAGACAAUAUCAUCAAGCUCCUCGAAAACGUAAAUUUCUAAAGCUGGAAACUGUCACUCUGGAACAAGAAGAUGCUGAUAGUGAUGAUGGAAAGAUAGAUAUUCAUGAUGUAGAUUUCCGCAUAUCCAAUGAUAAAUGGCAAGUUGAGAUGUUAGCAUCAAAAAGUCAAGUCAGCAGUCACCGGGAAAUUACUUGUUUAAAAUUUAUCGUAUGUAGUGCCUUAUAUCCACGUCUGGCUAUAGCAGAUGUAAAUAACUCGUAUAAAUCUUCUGCUGAUCAACAUUUUCAUACAAAAGGCAAACCAUUUGUUGUGUUACAUCCUAAUGGAACUCUUGCACUUCAACCAGAUCUUUUGCAGCUAAAAGAGUCUGAUGUAAUCGAAAUGAAGCAUUUUCAGACACCUACUCCUCUUAGUAGGAAACAUCAACUAAUUAGUUUCUUAUCUUUGCUUGAGACUACUAAACCUUAUUUAGUGAACUGCCUAAGGAUACCUUCAGCUCAUACCUUAUUGCUUUUAUCUCAUUCUCUUGAUACAAAUCAAGAUUUUACUAGAAUUGUGUGUGAUGGGUGGAUUGAACUGCGCUUUCCAGUACCUGAAGAGAUUCAAACUUUCAUUAGUAAAGCCUUUGCCAUUAGAGAUUCAUGGCAGCAGUUGCUUCAAAAAGCAUUUGAUGAAUUCACUAUGGAUAAAGAUUCAAAAAAUGCUGAAGUACUUAAAAUGGGACAGAAAGUGUACAAUUUAAUUGCAUACUUUUUCCAUAUUGAGAUCAUACAUUCUGUUCGAAGACUUCUUGCAGCUGAUAUCAAGAAUAUGUAUAUAGGACCUCAGAAAGGUAAUAUUUCAAUUGCAGUAGGUCUUUUAUCAGAAGCUGAAGAUGCAUCAGAACAUCCAGUGAAAGGUGGAUUACAAAUUAAAAGUUACUUAACUUACAACUGUCUCUUAGAUCCUGAUGAGAAACAUCUGCAAUAUAUACAGAAGCACUGGACCUGUCCAGUAUGUGAUAAAGAAAUGAUAGCCACUGUUUUAGAUCAAAUAAGGCAUAAAGAACAAUGUGAAGAACAGAAUGGUCAAGAUAUGAAUUCAAAAAUUUCUCAGAAGGAUGAUAAAAAUCCUUUGAAAAAGUCUUAUUUUUGUCCUGACUGUCAAGAGGACCUUCUUCUUACAGCUACUGAGAUACUUAAGCAUAAAAGAAGUCAUUUAAAGUCAUAACUAUUGUUGAUAUGUAUGAGUAAUUGAUUUGUUAUUUUUUGCAAUUUUUGUUGUAAAUACUGUAAGAUAAGAUUCAGUAAAGAAUUUGUUUAAUUGUUA
Stegodyphus dumicola is the source of this 3890-nucleotide messenger RNA. Its product is annotated as putative ATP-dependent RNA helicase DHX34. Gene Ontology annotation, molecular function: RNA binding; helicase activity; ATP binding. NCBI's taxonomy places the organism in Eukaryota, Metazoa, Arthropoda, Arachnida, Araneae, Eresidae. The record is from RefSeq and is a predicted model, not a curated record. Gene Ontology annotation, cellular component: intracellular anatomical structure.